Molecule: messenger RNA, 1449 nt
Organism: Penicillium maclennaniae
Lineage: Eukaryota; Fungi; Ascomycota; Eurotiomycetes; Eurotiales; Aspergillaceae
Exons: 10
Coding region: 1-1449 (482 amino acids)
Source: RefSeq, a predicted model, not a curated record
AUGACGGACUCAAAGACGGCCAUGUCUAAGACGCACGAUCAUCUUCGUGAAGUGACAGACCAUGAGGCCGAUAUCGCUCAUGGCGUGAAUAUGGAGAUAUACAGGGCGACGGUCCCGUUAUGGAAACGGAUAUGGCAGCACAGCUUGACGCAGAUGAUGCUGUUGAGUGUCCAGGCAUUUUGUGGACCAGCCAUGGCGGAUGCAAUCACGGGCCUGGGGGGUGGUGGUCUUGCAACCGCCAAGGUGUCUAACAUUUGUACUGCAAUCACAUACGCCCUUCUUGCGAUCGUCUGUUUCAUGGGUGGUCCGAUUGUGAACAAGAUCGGUGUGAAGUGGGCCCUCGUUUUGGGCGCAAUGUCCUUCCCAAUUGAAGGAUCGGCAUACUACUGUAAUAGCAAGUUUGGAAAUCAAUGGUAUCUUAUUCUGAGUGGUGCCAUCAGUGGCAUUGGAACUGCUUGCUGGUAUGUCGCUGAGGCUGGAGCUAUCAUGACACUUGCCCCUUCCGGCGCUCGUGGGAAGUAUUUGGCUCUGUGGAUUGUGUCGCGCAACCUCGGACAACUGGUCGGAGGUGCAAUCAACCUUUCGAAGAAUCAUGAGAAAGGAGUCGAGGGUGGAGUAUCUCCCGAUACCUACAUCGCUUUCGUGAUCAUUGAAUCUCUCGCUCUACCUUUUGCAUUACUCAUAACUCCUUUCGAAAAGGUUGUCCGAUCCGAUGGUACCAGGAUUGUUAUUUCGGAAACCCUUUCCACCAAGAUGGAGAUGAAACGUAUUUUGAAGACCAUGACCUCGAAACUCGUUGUACUUUCAGCCCUCUGGGCAUUGUGGUCGUUUUUCUACAGUGGCACUUGGAGCACCUACCUAGCGACCUACUUCUCCGUCCGCGCCCGCGCUCUCUCAUCUCUCAUUUCGCCUUUCUUCUGCAUUGUGGGCUGCUUCGGGCUUGGAUUUAUCCUUGAUAUGAAGAAUCUCAGUCAGCGCCGCCGGGCCCAGAUCGGUCUCUUUACAGUCGUCAUCCUCAAUGUUGGGGUGUAUAUUUGGUCCAUCAUUAUGCAAGUCAAGUUUAACCACCAUAAUCCGGGUCACAUUGAUUGGCAAGAUGCAAUGUACCCGUCUGCUUUCUUGCCAUAUUUCUUUGUGCAGACCACUGGCCCGUUAUCGCAGUCGUACAUGUAUUGGCUUCUUUCCUCUUUUGCCACGGACGCCCAAGAAAACGUACGAAAUGGCGCUGCAUUCCGAUGCAUUGAAGCGAUUGGACAAGCCAUCUCUUACGGCAUGAAUACUCAGACAACAAACAACCCUUCUCCGGCUCUGUAUCCCAUGAUUAUGCUUGUCAACACGACACCAGACCGCAUUCCUGCCGAUGUAGUUGCCGAGGAGCAGGAUGCUGCUCUUGAGAAGAUUGAACAUUUGAAGGUCUCUAAUCAAUCAGCAUUCAGUACUCCAGUUUAG